This is a messenger RNA of Mercurialis annua (annual mercury), 4595 nucleotides long. RefSeq names its product CST complex subunit CTC1. The transcript has 16 exons. The coding region runs from base 110 to 4210 and encodes 1366 amino acids. Gene Ontology annotation, cellular component: CST complex. The record is from RefSeq and is a predicted model, not a curated record. NCBI's taxonomy places the organism in Eukaryota, Viridiplantae, Streptophyta, Magnoliopsida, Malpighiales, Euphorbiaceae. Gene Ontology annotation, molecular function: single-stranded DNA binding; telomeric repeat DNA binding. Gene Ontology annotation, biological process: positive regulation of DNA replication; telomere maintenance via telomere lengthening.
AGCUACUGAGUGUUGUUUAAAAGCUCCAGUUCCCGCCGUUUCCUCCUCACUGUUAUCUCUAUCAAAAAUUUCACCAUCUUCAUGACAUGAUCAUUCUGUUGUAUCGCAAAUGGAACAAAUUGUUAACCACCUCACAAUCUCAGACCUAGUCCGCCGUGCCCAGCCCCUCACCGCCACUUCUUCUCUCAAUUCGUCCUCAUCUAUCCCUUUUAACUCAUCAAACUCAAAACCUCCACCCUUACCUUCUGCCGGAAUCCCCCCAAAAACCUCAAACCCUAACCCUAAAUUACUCUCCCCUUUGACUUACCCUGCUACCCUCACCGGUACCAUAACUCUCCCAGCUGAAACCCUAAAAUGUCCAAGCAAGAACUGCUUUCAAUUCUCCGACGGUACAUCCACAAUCUGCUGCGAUAUUCUCAAUUUCAGCAUCGGUGUAAUCGGUAGUAAAAUUCAAGUGCUCUCCUGGAAUUUCAUUCCUCUUAAACACUCUCCUUUCGGGUUUCUUGAGAUUAUUAAGUAUAAUAUAUCAUACUCAAAUCGUAAUUUUUCUACUCUAUCUCGCUGUUCAAAUAUAGAUUCGUUGCCUAUUAAUUUAGGUGGUUCUACUUCUACUACCAAGGAAGUUAAUUCCAAAUCCAAGUCUAACUAUUGCCUUCACGGCCCAAUAGAAUCGAUAAGCCCUGUUUCAGUCGUUCCAUGUUCACUCGGUGCUGCUAAUGCUAACAGGUCAAACAAUCUUCGAGGUUUUAUUGCACAAAUGAGGGGUUGUGAGUGUAGAAUAUGUAAAUCUAAAAAGUCUCCUAGUACGGUUUUGCACAGGUUAGAUAAAGGGCGGGAUUGUCAUUCUUUUACAAAACCUUUGUUUGUGUAUUUUUAUGGUGAUUCUUCUAGUUGGCAUUCUGUGAUUACCAAGCUUGUGAGGAAAGUUGUGACAUUAUCGGGCUUGAAAAAAAAGUUGGUUUUUGUAGGGAAAGAGGAGUCUCAGUUGAUAUUUGUGAUUACGGAGAAUUCCGUUGUUCAUUUUCCUAGAUUAUUAUCUGAAAAUCAGUCACCUUUUACGAAAAACAUUGCAUUAGGGAAAGGUGAAUGUGGUGAUUAUAAGGGUGUUGUUAGUGGUAUAUACAUGCAAGGAAUGGUUGUUGAGCUGGAUAAAGAAGUAUGGCUUUUGUUAACUGAUCAACUACUUGUUGUACCACAUAGUCUUAGAGUGGGCUCUAUAGUUUCUUUGAGGAAUGUACAUUUUGUUAAUCCAAAAUUCACUUGGACUCGAAUGCUCAUACUUGGAGCUUGCUUUCAGACUAGCGUUACUGUUGAUUCAUUCUCUCCACUGGAAACUGGGUGUCAUAUAAUUUCCCAAUCGCAAAGUCAGUUAGGGAAGUUCAUCGAGUCGCUAACCUAUUCUGCAAGAAUGUGGGCACUGCUUGUCAUUUCAUCUUUUCGGAAAAAGUUUGCUGCAAUGUUAUCAGAAAAGGACAUUCUGGGAUCAGUACAUAAGGAAGGACUGGCUCAUAUGUUUGCUAGCUCAUAUAUAUCCUCUUCAGCGAUUCGAGCUCGGCAUGGGAUACUUUUGGAAUUGUGCAAGCAUGAUGCGUUUGGUUGUGGUACUGAACCAUAUUGUCCUAAUUUGAAAUUGGUGCCAGCUAUCUCUACCUUUCUUCAUCAUUGUGACGCCAUGUGGACGAAAAUGCUGCUACAGCUGGAGAGCAACAGUGAAACAUUUCCCGACAACUGGCUCUCUAGUCUUCUAUCAUGUAAAGCGAAUAAUCAUGGUCAACCGUUCAGGAGGAUUUUUCAGAGUGAAGAUAUAGGUGCUUCUCUGCUUGGGAGUCUAAAGGUUUGUCCAUCUUCUGGAAGGUUUCAGCUAGUUGAUGCAACUGGCAGCAUUGACGUUAUAAUACCUGAUAUUCCCUCUGAUUGGAAGUCCAAUUGUAUCUACGAGGUUGUCAACUAUAGUCUAAUUAUGGAAGGUAAGGCUGACCUUUUAGAUCAUCGUGGAUCUCCCGGAAGUGAGUCAUUUUCCUGUAGGCAAAUCUUUCAGUGCAACCCAUGGGCAGGAGAGACGAAAUUGACAACCUAUAUCUACUUUCAUUUAAGCGGUGCAACCUGCAAAAAUCUUCCUUUUUAUCCCUCUGUGUGCCCGAACUAUAAAUGUGAGGAGCUUCAAUGUGGAAGCUUUCAUCUGAUUUAUAUAACACACAAAUACCCUGUUCUAGAAAAGUUUCAAGGGGAACUGUUGGUAUCAGAUAGGUCUACUGUGUUUGCUGAGGCCAUUAUCUUGCCCUGGGAUCUAUUUAUUGCUGAGAAAGAAGGAACUCCACUUGCAGUUGCUGUUUCAGGGGAUCAGUUGAAUGUACCAAUAUUACGUUAUCCUAGUGACAGUUACCAGGAAUGUCCUCCCAAUAAGAAGUGUAAAAUUGAUCAGGCAUCAAGCCAGACUCUUGUUUCAGAUUUGAUAAAUGACUGCUAUGGCUGUUGUGAACUGAGCACUUGCUCUAGCUCUUUUCGGGAAUCGAACAUGGAAAUUUGUAAAAACUCGGAUCCUUUUGAAAUUCCAUGCUCGGUCACUGUCAGAAAUGGUAAUAGUCAUAACUUUGUUGGUUUGGGAAAAUUAUCCUGCACGAGACGCAAGACAAACACAUGUGCUGACUUUAAACCAAGUGCAGAGAAGGUGUUGCUGGAAUUCAACUCCGAAGAUCUUUGCAAGUAUCAGUUGUUGCAGAUUGGCAAUUAUUACAUCAUAAAGCACCAUGAUGAAGAACCUUUCUGCAGUAUUAGGCAUAAUUUUGUUAGUGGCGUCAAGGCUUUCAUCUCUUCCGCAAUACAUAUGUGGAGCAUUUCCUUCUUGUCUGAUGAUGUAGCCACAGAUAAUAGAUUAGUAAAUGAUCCCUUACUAGAUAAUUUAUCUUUCAGCUCUGGAGGCUGUUUGAAAAGAGUUCAAGUUGAGUCAUUGCUAAGAGUCACUGAUAAUCCUCCAGAAUCUUGUUCAGAUGUUUGUCUUCAUCUUGCUGCCAACGCAUUGCUUUUCUUUGAUGUCAAGCUUAAUGAUUCUUCUGACUUUUUAACCACAGUAUCUUCAUCUAGUUUCCCUUCUGGAUCUCUUGAUUACAGUUCGCUUCUCCCUGAAGGAAAUUUAACAUCUGUCCGUGGAGACGUGAUAGCCAUUCAUGGUUUUGAUUAUACUUCUGCUAAUGCUAGUUUAAGCAGAAAAAGUUUAGAUGAUGAUCUCAACAUGAGAUUCUUUCAGGAGAGAACAAGAAUGUCUAUUCAUGUUUUGGUGGAUAAUCAAAUGGUGACAAUUUCUGGUUCUUAUAGCAAACACAGAUAUCCUGUUGGAUUUGGGCCUAAUGUAAAUGCUACGUUUCAUCGAGUUCUUAUUUCGAGGGGAACAAGUGAAUUGAGGCUGACAACUGUCUCAUUUAUUGUUUUGAACUCCAUAAGUAUUGCAAAUGAACCGAUCAGGGAACAAUCUGCUAAUAUUCAAUUUAAACACAAUUCGUCGCCUGCCCGUGCUUUGGAAGAUUUUUCUUCUGGUAUAAUUGCUGAGUUGAUUAAGUGCACAGAUGGCAAGCCUAUGCAGUUCAAUUGUAGGGUGGUCGCUGUCCAUGUCCUGGUUUUGGAGAAAAAGAAGGAUUAUUAUGAUUUUCCUUCAGAAGUACAAUCCAGGACACACUUCGUUGACAUUCCGCUUGCGGGUUUUGUGCUGGAUGAUGGGUUGUCUACAUGUUGUUGCUGGGCGAAUGCUGAAAGAGCAGCGACCUUGUUAAGGCUGCAUGAAGAACUUCCAUUGGGAGCUUUUGAAAGUAGUGGCUGCACAUUCAAAUGGGUCGGAAUAGACAAAAGUUGCUGGAAAAGCACUAUGUAUCAUCUGAAAAGAAUUAUAAAGAAGCAUGACAGAAUCACUGUUAGAAACAGUGGAUCUAUGAUGGAGUCUUCUUAUCAAGAUCUUACAGUUUCUGCCCUGUCAGAUAAUGCUCUCAGCAGCUCAGAUGAGAAUCUCCUCAAAGUCAUUAUCUUUAAUGCUUGUUUUGGGACAUUGUUGAAUAUUGCUGCUAGUGUGAUGGAUUCUCAUGCUGUUAAGCAGUUGGAGCAAGAUCACCUUAUGUCAAUGGAUGUGACAGUGCUUCCCAUGCAAAAUAUAUGGGCUAUGGAAGUUAAGUACAUGGAUAUUCUUACUGAGGCCAGAAACAUGAUUCAACUGCUAGACAGGUAAUUAAUGAUAUUGCAAAAGCUGCGGGUCAUGCAAUAUGAUGUAUGUUACAUGCAUUUCUGCUCUUUUCCCCUACUCAAUUUGGCGACAUUGCUGGAACUGGCGCCUGCUGGUUCAUUUAUAGAAUCUAUUAGCUCAACUUGCUGCCUUCCAUGUCAAUGAUCUCAGAUGUGUUUAUAGGCUUGUCUAGUGAAUGUGGAAGUUAAUACAAAGUGCAAGCUAGGAGUUUGUAUCGGUGCCAGAUUUUCAUGGCAACACCAUAGAAAUCUAUACCUCAAUUUAACGUACUUAUUUUGGGCCUAAAAGCUGAAUUGUGAUCAAGUAAACCUUCAACUCUUUCAUGAGAGAUUAUAUGCUAUAGCAUAUCAGGUGACCUAUUCCAAUCUCA